CAUCUCUGAGGGACAGAGUUUCCGGAGGCGAGCCUCAAGAUCCGCGUACCCGUGUGUUUGGGACUGUGCCAGUACAUUUUAAGACAGGCCAGCAGACGACGCUCAAAUAACGACAGAGGAGGAAGACUAUUUCACAGCAGAAGCAGCCAACAUGUACCCUGCAUGCAGCAGUGAGUUUUAACUCUAAGUUGAAGCUUUGCAUUGCUGUCAGAUUGGUGUGGAUCUAGUUUCACUGCUGGGCCCCUAACAGACCUCUAUGUGGAAGAUUCCCAGGGAUGCUGCUCCUGACUAGCCAACAGAGUGCUUUCUCAUAGCUGCCUGAACUGAAAGCCCAUCUUAUACUCAUGCACUGAUGCAUAUUUACAAUCCGCUGGUUGUUGGUAACAAAGCUAAAACCCUAAACAUCCACCGCCCCAUCCCUGUAAUAACCCAUGUGCCUCUGGAAACCAAAAUGAAAACAAAAAAAGAAAAACAAAGAGAUGAGGCCUCAAAGCAAAUCCAUACAUCAACCCAUGGACCAUGGACCUCUGUUUACAGGCACACAUAAGGAAGACCUUCACUCACUAGGCAGAGAAAUGGCCUCCAACCCAAUGACCCCAACCUCUGCCACUCUUCGACAUAAACAUGAGGGGAAAACUGAAAGUAGCAGUAGGACCUUGGACUGGUUAUUAAAAUAUGUAAGGCCCCUCGAUGAUGGCUCUUCACUGAAGACAUCUACAUUUUUAAACAGUGCUAGCUGUGAUGAUGGUAGGUUGAAUGGCUCUGAUAACAGAGAACAUAAUACGCAGUACAUUCCAGGGUUGGGUGACUAUGACUUUCCAGCCUCAGAUGAGCCAGACACCUCUACAGAAACCCGUAAACCCAAGUUCACCCCUGAACAAACUGCUAGAAUCCUUCUGCACUUUGGGCUUGAGAGAGAAGAUUUGGAGGUUCUCAUCUCGUACCCCGAAGACCAGAUUACCCAUGCUAACUUGCCAGUCAUCUUGGACCACCUGCACCUUCAGAAGAAAAAGAAAGCAACCACAGAGGUUCAGUCAGAACCCUGCCUUGAACCACAACCCAACAGAACAGUGAGUGGCCCUGACAUUCAUAAUCGGAAUAGUUCUGGUAGGGCAGUCAUGCAACUAGAGAAAACUUCGAAAACUACGAACUACCUUCGUACCGGCGAAGGUUCUGCAAGGGUUGAGGAUGAUGUUGGAAGGACGAGCAACAGUGGGAGUGGAAAAAUGUUUGAGAGUCAAGAACCACUGCCAAAAAGGACUACAGAGUUUAAAAGUAGCGCUGUUGGUCCUUCAAAUAAGCAGUUGAGUUCCUUUUACAGUCUUAGCUCUUUGUACAGUCCAGUACUUUGUCCUGCUUAUCCAAGGAAUGAUCAAACAAAAAAAUUACUGGUCCAACCAAAACAAUAUUUCCAAGAUAUCCUCUGCUCUUCCUCUCAGCCAAUGAAAGACACGAGUUUUCUCGAUUCUGAGACCCCCAAACCUGUUCCUUUAGAUCAGUCCUGGUCAGCAUUUAUAACCCAACCACCCGUCAUUCACGCCCAUGGUAUGCAUCAUCACCAAACUGACCUUGGACCCUUUGGUAGUAAUGACACCAGUGGCACAAACGAUCCUAGUGAAGUAAUCCCUGUUGAAAGUUCUAUGAAGCAGAAGGGAAACCAGAGGGAACAACUGCAGCAGCAAUCAGUGCAGCACACCUCAAAUCCAAUAAAACUGUUAACUUUACUCAAAAAGACAACGGGUAAAAGUGCAGUCUUCAAGGAUAAGUCAGCACCAGAGAUGGUAUCUGACCGUGCUGCUACCCCAUCAAACAACUCUCCUCGCACCUGUGUUCUGUGUACCAAAGAAUGUACUGAUACAAAGGAGUGGAUCUCCCACCUGAGCAGCUACCUUCACCUUGAAAACUUAAGACUUUUCAGAAAACAAUACACCAAUUGGGAUGGUGAAACCAACCCUGAACCUAGACCUGUAGCUGAAUAUGCCAAACCCCAUUCCUCAGCCUCUUCCAAGAAAACCAGCCACUUCCAUUCAAGAUCCCUCAGGCCCCAUAGUCAGCAUGGCCCAAAGGGUAGAUUGGAUAGAUGUAGAAGCCGAUCGGAUUCUCCACUGAGCACUAGAAACAAUUGCAGGUCACGCUCACAAAGCUCUGAAAGACAGUCCUCGCCAAGGAGGAGGGUUGACAGACGAUCUCUGAGAGGAGAUCUUGAUAGACAGAAGAGGUCAUCCCCUCAACAGAAAAGGCCCAAUAGACUGUCUAAUAAACUACAGACAAUCAGGCUUGGAAACCGCCCCUGCUCAAAACCACUCAGCCCCCAUCAUCAUGGUCGAAUGAGAAGGAGGCACAGAAGGAGAUCACAAUCUCCACCAAGCCCCAGAUACAAUCACAGGCAUGACAGCCCAGCCUUCUACAGCAAUAGGUCACAUUCACAGAGCCCUGAAAGAUGGUCAUCUCAAAGGAGAGUCAUUGAGAGUGAGAGUCAGUCACCACCAAGGAGAAAUAGACGGUCCAGAGAGACGUCACCUCCUAAACCUAAAGGGUCCAACAGUACCCAGACACUGCUCCAGUCUGACCUGGAGGAUGUUAUUAAAACCGCGGCUCCUUCUUUCUUAGCGGAGCUAGCCAAAAUGGCAUUGUGGUCCUCCUCCUCUUCAAUUUCAACAGGAGAAAAACAGCUUCCUUCUCUUCCUGCUGACUACAGACUGCCAGAACUCAAACCCAUCAAUCCCCUCUGUGAAGAGUUUGUGGUACCUGCUUAUUUUUGCAACCUCUGCUUUGUUUAUUGCCAUGAGAGCAACGCCAAAGAGCUCCACUGCAGCAGCCAAACACACCUCGACAACCUGCAGAUGAAUCAGGAUCUUCAAAGAACAAAUAUCAAGCUUUGAAGUCUCUGAAUAAACGCAGAUGGACACUACGUAGAAAGACAGUUAUUUAUAUUGUUAUAUAGCACCUUGAAAGUACCUUGUACAUUAUAUGUCAUAGGUUUCCUGUUAAAUAAUGCAGUGACAGCCCCAUCUACCCAUGUUCAUGUUCAUUAAGGCUUCUAUGACAGAGUUCUGUGCCACAAAGUACAUUUACAGAGACCAGGGACCCCACUGUACCUGAAGGUGGUAAGGGGAGACAAAGGAGAGAAUUUUCUGGAGUCCAGCCACGCUGGGAGGCAGAAAGUAAUAACAAGUAGUAGUAAUGUAUGCUGUAGUGUACAGUCAUCUUAAAAAUGCAAAUUCAUUUUUUUUACAUUAUUAAAAUGGCCUAA
This is a messenger RNA of Cheilinus undulatus (humphead wrasse), 3253 nucleotides long. RefSeq names its product zinc finger protein 638-like. The record is from RefSeq and is a predicted model, not a curated record. Lineage: Eukaryota; Metazoa; Chordata; Actinopteri; Labriformes; Labridae. Bases 480 to 2882 code for a protein of 800 amino acids. The transcript has 11 exons. Gene Ontology annotation, molecular function: nucleic acid binding; zinc ion binding.